This is a messenger RNA of Astyanax mexicanus (Mexican tetra), 1676 nucleotides long. RefSeq names its product spermatogenesis-associated protein 22. Gene Ontology annotation, biological process: homologous chromosome pairing at meiosis; regulation of meiotic cell cycle; meiotic DNA repair synthesis. The record is from RefSeq and is a predicted model, not a curated record. Bases 312 to 1382 code for a protein of 356 amino acids. Lineage: Eukaryota; Metazoa; Chordata; Actinopteri; Characiformes; Acestrorhamphidae. The transcript has 8 exons.
GCGCAGUAUGAGGAGAGACCGCGGUGUCUCGCGCCGCUUGGUUGUCAGGGCUGGUGAAUAUCGGAGCGCUGUGUGUGAGAGAGACUCGCUCACUUAAUAAACCCUCAGUCCGGGUUUUAUACACAGUCUUUAACUCCACAGCUGAAGGGGGAAGUUUCAUUAAAUAGUCAGCUAGACUGACCCGCUACCCGUUAGAUAAGCGGAAAGUCAUGACCGGACAGUACAGCACCGGUAGAUUUAACAGAAGAUAACAGAAGGGUUAGCUAACCGCUAAGCUAACAACUUACCUAACGAACCCAGCAGCUCUUAUCAUGAGGAGAAACGAAAACCAGCCGAGACCGACAGCAGGCUGCCUGUCAGUUCCACUGUUUAACCAGAAGAAACGUAGCAGAUUGCCUUUGACGUCCAAUCCGUCUGAGAAUGAAAUGUACUCUGGCAACAGCCUAGGGUAUGCCCCGGCAUUGGCAACAACAAAUCGAGCGCCUCUAACCCAGAGAAGUGAAUGGAAUCAGCAGACAAAUCUACGACCUGAGCAAGGCAAAACUUGGCCUUCUACUUCAUCUCGCUCAACAGGACAAGGAUAUUCACCUAUACCUCACCCUCAUAAACCCAUCUAUAAUAGAUCAGGUACAGGGAUGCAGAGACCAUCAGGUAAAUAUGAUUCCAUGGCAAUGACUCAGAACUGCAGGGUGGAUGCAUUUCCUAGUGUCAGUGGAGCCUAUCAGGCCCAGGAAAGACCAUUUGUUGGCAAGCAACCCAUAAAGCAGCAGACCUUUAGCAGACAGGCCAAUCCACCCAAAGCGUCUUUCACCCAUCAGAAGCCCCUGCCCGGUCCAUCACACAGCCAGGGAGCUGGUCCUCAGAGUCAGAACACUAAGUGGAAGGUUAAAUCUGUUGGGCAUACGAGUGCUGGGAUGUGGGUUGAGGAUACUUUUGGCACUUCAAGAAAUGAAAGCAGUGCACAGCAAGAGAAAUCGACAGAGACAAAGCCAGGACCUGAGAAUUCCCUGCGAAUUCUCACAGCUGUUAUUGAGGGUAUGAAACACUGGAGCCAGUUUAAGGACAAAGUGCCUAUGCUGUUUGAGAUUUUUGCCACUCUUGACUCUGCUGUUACAGUAGGAAAAUAUGGUGCCAAGAACUUCCUCAUGAGGGAUGGAAAAGAUGUGGUGUCAUGUGUCUACUAUGAAACUGACCAAGUGCUGCCUAGGCUGAUCCGAGGUCAGGUGCAUCGCUGUGUCGGGAACUACGACAGACAAAAAAACAUUCUCACCUGUGUGUCGGUGCGGCCCGCCUCUUCCUCCGAGCAGAGAAAUGCUCAGGAGGCUGUGAAAGCUUCAGAUGCUGAGAUGAGAAGCGUGGUCCAGGUGCUUUCAGAAAUGUAAUAUGAAGUGGAACUUGACGUGACAGAACAUAGCAGGAGGAUUUCAGGACAUUCAAGUUAAGUUUGUUUUCUCUUUUAGUUGAAGAUUAGUUCAGAGGUGAAGUGUGAUUAUAUUGGAUUAUAUACAACAUUCCUCUUCGUCCACAGACAAUUUGACAUGUUGCAGCUUUAUCAUUUAUAUGCAUUGGUUACAUACAUUUGUGUAUUCAUUCAUCAGUUCAAAACUAUUACUGCAUAUGCUAUAUUUACAAUGAUGCAAAAUUACCUAAAACCAUUAAAACCUGCUUAAUCUAAA